Molecule: messenger RNA, 5388 nt
Organism: Coregonus clupeaformis (lake whitefish)
Lineage: Eukaryota; Metazoa; Chordata; Actinopteri; Salmoniformes; Salmonidae
Gene: unc5db
Product: unc-5 netrin receptor Db
Exons: 17
Coding region: 266-3187 (973 amino acids)
Biological process (GO): netrin-activated signaling pathway
Cellular component (GO): membrane
Molecular function (GO): netrin receptor activity; protein binding
Source: RefSeq, a predicted model, not a curated record
GUGGCAUGCGAGGUGUUAGAAAAGUCCGAGCAGUACCCCGCGUUCUUCUGUUUACACCGUAAAAAGUGAAUAGAAGAUGCAGUUCUCCGGUGUGUCAGCGCAAGGUUCGUUCCAGCCGGUGAGAGUGACUGUUCCGUGGUCCAUGAUAAUUAUGCAGGAACCUGUUACUGGCAGCACCUUGUGAAGGCUUGCAAGAAGAGGGUGAAAACGGGAGAAUUUCUCCCGGUUCAGUUUAUCCACUGGAAAGUGAAGCAGCAACUACAGUAUGGUUGCGCUGACAAAGGGACGCUACCUCUCAUUGGGCUUCGUGUUUCUUGUUUAUUGCACAACUUGCACGAAAUCUAAAGGAGCCACAGGUGACAUCCUGCCAGACUCCCUACCGUCAGUCCCAGGUACCCUGCCUCACUUCCUGAAGGAACCAGAAGAUGCCUACAUUAUCAAAAGCAACCCUAUCAAGCUGCUGUGUCGGGCUGUGCCUGCCCUGCAGAUCUUCUUCAAGUGCAAUGGAGAAUGGGUGCACCAGAAUGAACAUGUGUCCCGAGAGUACAUGGAUCAGAACACUGGUCUGAAGGUGCGUGAGGUGCUGAUCAACGUGUCCCGUCAGCAGGUGGAGGACUUCCAUGGCCCAGAGGACUACUGGUGUCUGUGUGUGGCCUGGAGCCACCUGGGCACCUCCAAGAGCCGCAAGGCCACGGUACACAUCGCAUACCUGAGGAAGAACUUUGAGCAGGACCCCCAGGGGAAGGAAGUGCCAAUCAAAGGGAUGAUCGUGCUGCAUUGCCGCCCCCCAGAGGGAGUGCCCACGGCAGAGGUGGAGUGGUUGAAGAACGAAGAGCUAGUGAGCUCCCUGACCGAUGACAACAUUGACACCCGAGCUGACCACAAUCUCAUCAUCAACGAGGCACGACUGUCCGACUCGGGAAACUACACGUGCCUGGCCAGCAACAUUGUGGCCAAGAAACGCAGUGCCACAGCCACUGUGAUUGUUUUUGUGAAUGGUGGUUGGUCGCUGUGGACAGAGUGGUUUCCUUGUAACGUGCCCUGUGGUCGGGGUGUCCAGAAACGCUCCCGUACCUGUACCAACCCUGCCCCACUCAACGGAGGGGCUUUCUGCCAGGGCAUGUCUGUGCAGAAGAUCACCUGUAAUGCCCUCUGUCCAAUUAACGGUGGCUGGGAAGAGUGGAGUGAGUGGACGGUGUGCAGUGUGCAGUGUGAAAGACAGCGUAGGAGGGAGUGCAAUAACCCACCACCCAGACACAGGGGCAAGAUGUGUGAGGGGCCCAGCAAUGCCACAAAGAACUGCACUGGAGGAAUGUGUACCCAGAAUGGAAAGCUGCUGCAUGAUGUUAAACCUCAAAGUAUGGACGGCUCCAACGACGUGGCUCUAUACUCUGGGCUGGUGUCGGGGGUCAUAGUUGUGGCUGUCCUUGUGGUGGCCGUCAUGCUGUACAGGAGGAGCCAGAGCAACUACGGCGUUGACGUCAUCGACUCAUCCGCGCUAACCGGAGGCUUCCAGUCAUUCACCUUCAAGACUACCAGACAAGGGAGCCCACUGCUUCUCAACUCCUCUCUGCAGCCAGACCUGACAGUGGGCCGGACUUAUAGCAGACCCAUCUGCUUCCAGGACUCAAUAGACAAUAAAGAGCUCUUUGACCCCCUGCCAGACAUCAAGGUCAAAGUUCAGAGCUCCUUUAUGGUUUCACUAGGUGUGGCCGACCGCGCUGAGUACCACGCACCCAAAGGCCAUCCGCCUGAGACCUUCCCCAGGGGGCUGAACCGAGACUACAGCAACAGCACUGUGGAGAGACGGAGCACCAAGAAGGGCCUGCUCACCCCCAACGGGCCCCCCCUAACCCCCACUGAAGAUCAGAUGAGAACCACGGGCGUGUUUGGGUAUCUGGGCGGCCGGUUGGUGGUGCCAAAUACUGGAGUCAGCCUGCUGGUGCCCCAUGGUGCGAUCGCUGAGGACACUUCCUGGGAGAUGUACGUGGUGAUAAAUCAGGGAGAGUCCAGUGUCCAGACGGAGGAAGGCUGUGAGAUCCUACUAGGACCAGAGGUCACCUAUGGUCCUCUAGGCCUAGACCUCUCCAGUCCUGUUGCUAUGACGAUAGCUCACUGUGCUGAGGUUGACACUGAGAACUGGAACAUCCAACUGAAGAGGAAAACACAGGACAACAAAUGGGAGGAAGUGAUGUCAGUGGAGGAUGAGUCAACAUUCUGUUACUGCCUGAUGGACUCCAGUAGCUGCCACCUGCUGCUGGACCAGCCUGGCUCCUACGCCCUGGUUGGUGAACCACUCACCCAGGUAGCCGUGAAGAGGCUGAAGCUAGCAGUGUUUGGCAGCAUGGGGGCCACCCCCAUGGACUACAGCCUCCGAGUGUACUGUGUGGAUGACACGCCAUACGCCUUUCAGGGAGUGGUGGCCACAGAGACGGGUAGAGGAGGACAGCUCCUGGAGGAACCCAAGAUGCUGCCUUUCAGAGGGAACACCUUCAGCCUCCAGGUCUACAUCCAGGAUGUCCCACAAUUUCUAUGGAGCAUCAAACCCUUUACUACGUGUCAGGAAUUCUCCUUCUCCCAAGUGUGGUGCAGCAACCAGCAGCCCCUGCACUGUGCCUUCUCCCUGGAGAAAUACAGCCCCACCACCACCCAGCUCUCCUGCAAGAUCAGCGUGCGUCAGGUCAAAGGUCAUGAGCAGAUUCUGCAGGUCUAUACGUCCGUGGCGGAGAGCGAGAAGGAGUCAGUCCCAUUUUUUAUGCAGACGGACUGCACCAUCACCUCACAGACGGGGCCCAAGGCCUUCAAAAUUCCCCUCUCCAUCCGCCAGAGGAUAUGUGCCACCUUCGACACUGCCAACGCCAAGGGCAAGGACUGGCAGCUCUUAGCCCAGAAACUCCAUCUAGAUAGAAACCUGUCGUAUUUUGUUAAGCAACAGAGCCCCUCUGCGGUCAUACUGAGCCUGUGGGAGGCACGACACCAAGACACUGGUGACCUUGACUCUCUGGCAAGCGCUCUGGAGGAAAUUGGCAAGAUCCACUCCAAAAGCACUGCAGCAACGAGCCAGGAGGACCCUGAAUCAGACUUAGUACAUCAUUUAGGAACAGGAACCCCAGGCAACCCAGUGUGUGGAAUGGGUGAACUCUCCAAUCAUGAGACUGCUAACUCAGUCACAGAGUAUACUGGCUGACUUAUAAGAGGAAUUCUAAUUCUUCUUCUACAAAGAUCCCAACAACCCAAGUGUAAUGCAUAUCCACGUAUGCACAGAUAACUUAGUGGUGGAUUUAAAUGUCCAUAAGAUGGAGAUUGUUGUUCACAGAGCAAGACAACAUGACAGGCAAAAAUGACCACUGAAAAAAAAUUAAAAAUCUGUCAUUGCUGUGUGUAUACUGUAUCCACCCUUUUCUGAGGAUGUACUGUAAAUCUGUUUUGAUUUCUGUGUUCUAUUCCCUCCAUUCUUUUCCUCUUAGUUAAUCCAUCUUAAAUCAGGCUGCCUUUCAUUUGAGUUUGUGUUGCCUUUGUUUUCUUAUUCUGUUGUUGAGACCCACCAAUGCUCUUCAGCGAGUGGAACUGCCCUCAGUGCCCAAAUGGAACCCUAUUCCCUAUGUAGUACACUACUUCUGACCAGAGCCCUAUGGACCCUGGUGAAAAGUAGUGCACUAAAUAGGGAAUAGGGUGCGCUAUUUGGGAAGAAACCAAUAUCACACCCAUUUACCGUAAGACAUCUGUAUGGUAUUUGUUCCUAUUUGAAUACUAGGUUAUCAAUUCCAAAUAAUGUAUCAAAUGGGAGAAACCACUCUGAAAAAGGUAUAAAAGGUACAGAGUUUAAUAACAUGCGUUUUACUGUAAUGGCAAAACCCCUGACAAUGAUGGAAAUGUAUUUUUGUCAGGCUACGGUAUUUUGUGUGUGUGUUUGUGUGCGCGAGUUGUGGUUUGGCCACCCUGGGGGAGAAGGACAAAGCUGGAGGAGUUGUAAGACAUCAUUUCCUGGCACUGUGCCAUGUGCAUCACUGUAUCUUAUCACCCACUUUCAGCCAUUGACACCUGUCAAAGAGCUGCAUAUCUACCCGCCACACACAAGCCCCCCAACAGAGGCACAGCACUUCACAACUACACAGGACAUCAAUGUGGAUAUAAUGUGUUAUAGUAUGGAAGCCUUUCUGAUACAUUAAGCAGGCAUGUUUAGCAUCCUGUUGUACUGUAUUAGUAAGGAGGGCCCAUAGGGCUCUGAACAAAAGUAGUGCACUAUGUAGGGAAUAUGGUGCCAUUUGGGACGCAUCUUAAAUGUCAUAGGAAAGCAGGGGAUUAUGAAUUACUGGUCUGAAUAAUAGGCACUGGAUUGAAAUUUUUUUGAAAAGACAAACACAAAAGAAUGCAACAGUAAUUCAUAGGAUGGAUUUUUUCCCCCAUGAAAUUCAUAGGAGGGAUGUAUACUUCAAAGUCAUUCUUAUGAUGCAUAUUUAUGUUUUAUGUGUUCAGUAUGAUUUCUCAUCUACAGGCUUGGAUCAUGUCUCUUUGUAGUUAUUCACAGCUUUCAUUGGUAUAGUAUUAUGAUCAUAAUAACAAGGAUUUGAAAUUAUCUGAAUACUUUUUGAAAAUGUCUCUCAGAGGUGUCUCACUCCAAUAUUGCUGUUACAUUUUACAAAAGACGCUCGACUUGUUGAUUGUACACCUGUUGCAGUCUCCUCUGAACUACUGUCCCUAAAACACUGUUGGCACAUAGUUUGUUAUAUGCAAUUUCAUAUACAACAGGAUGCAUCCCAAAUGAUACCUCUAUUCCCGAUAGUGCGUGACUUUUGAAUAGUGCACUUUAAAGGUAAUAGGGUACCAUUUGGGACACAAACAUGCAGUGUUGAGCUGAAGAGUGUUUAUGCUACAUGACCAGAUUUAUGUACUGUUUCUGUUGCUCUCAUCAUAAAGGAUUACAUUAGAGCUGAAGUUACAUUGUACGUGAAACAUACAUUGCUAUUCAGAUAGUACACAUUCGCUAUCCUCUACUGAUCAAUCGAAUGUUAAUCGUUAUACAGUCCAGCUGACUAUAGAACAGAUUAGUGAGUGAGCUUUACAUUUUGAAUAUGAUUGUUUUCUUAAUUGUUAGUUGUUGAAUUCUCCUUCCAUGUACUAAUGUGAGCAACAGUGGUACAAAAAAUGGAAGCAAGUGUGCUGUUGUAAUGCUAAACAGUGGCUGAUGUUGCAUUAAGAGCAUUUGUCUGUGAAAUACAAUACAUCAUAACAACCAAACAGAAUUGUAACUAUUUUAUUUAAUGUAGCCUAUUGCAGCAAUGCUGAGUCAUAUCCAAUUUAUUAAAUGUUGAAGUUAAGUUUGUAAAUGUUAAGUGGGGCCACUGGGCUUUGAACCAUGAAUAAACACACACACACUCUGUAUACUUA